GUGACGUCACAUGUGACGUCACCUGUUAUCGUUUACGAGCAACACGCGUUCCUCAAAUUUGAAAGCAAUUUCUGGUCGUUUAGUCUCCAACGGAAUGCCUAUUCGACAGUUCAAACGCCUCUUUGGCCACCGAUGGCCGCUUCGACUCGACGGAAACCGUCAGCAUAGCUCUUUCGUGAGGAUCGUCGAAGUCGGGCCCAGGGAUGGCCUGCAAAAUGAGACGACGACCGUUCCGACUGACGCAAAAAUAGAACUUAUAAAUAAACUCAGUGACACCGGCCUCAAGACAAUCGAAGUUACGAGUUUUGUCAGUCCGAAAUGGGUACCUCAAAUGGGUGAUAACUUAAAAGUUUUUACUGGAAUAACAAAGAAACGCGGGAUUUCUUACCCUGUUUUGGUACCGAAUACCAAAGGGUUAGCGCAAGCAAUUGCAGCCGGCGCCGAAGAAAUAGCCGUUUUCGCCUCGGCUUCAGACGGCUUUUCCAUGAAAAAUGUUAACUGUAGCGCAGAAGAGGGAGUAAAUCGUAUCAAAGCGGUGACGGAUGAAGCCAAAAAGAAUAAUUUAAAAAUACGCGGCUACGUUUCUUGUGUUGUCGGAUGUCCUUAUGAUGGCGAAGUGAAACCUUCCGCUGUAACAAAAGUAACGGAGGCUUUGUUAAAUUUGGGCUGUUAUGAAGUAUCGUUGGGCGAUACUAUUGGGGUUGGAACUAGAAAUAAAAUUCAAAAUAUGGUUAAAGAUGUUUUAAAUGUUGCCGACCCCAACCAAUUAGCUAUUCAUUGCCAUGACACGUACGGCCAAGCGUUAGUUAAUGUUUUAACAGCUUUAGAAAUGGGUAUCACGGUGGCUGAUUCUUCGGUAGCCGGGUUGGGUGGAUGUCCCUAUGCGAAAGGAGCAACCGGAAAUGUUGCCACGGAAGAUUUAGUUUAUAUGUUACAUGGAUUAGGUGCUCAAACCGGUAUUGAUCUGAAACAACUUGUUAAAAUAGGCCACUUUAUAUCUGAAAUUAUCAAUAAACCUCCUGCCUCUCGCGUUAAUAAUGCUUUAUACAAAAAAUAUGAAUUUUAACUUUAAUGAAUAUUAAUUUGUAAAUUAUAAUUUUUAUAGCAAUCGAGUAUAUUUCAAGAUUUUCA
This is a messenger RNA of Onthophagus taurus, 1131 nucleotides long. It is a transcript of the gene Hmgcl, whose product is annotated as 3-Hydroxymethyl-3-methylglutaryl-CoA lyase. Gene Ontology annotation, molecular function: hydroxymethylglutaryl-CoA lyase activity. Gene Ontology annotation, biological process: L-leucine catabolic process; ketone body biosynthetic process. Lineage: Eukaryota; Metazoa; Arthropoda; Insecta; Coleoptera; Scarabaeidae. The record is from RefSeq and is a predicted model, not a curated record.